Messenger RNA from Malaclemys terrapin pileata, 1587 nucleotides. RefSeq names its product mediator complex subunit 29 (gene MED29). Gene Ontology annotation, biological process: regulation of transcription by RNA polymerase II. NCBI's taxonomy places the organism in Eukaryota, Metazoa, Chordata, Testudines, Emydidae. The record is from RefSeq and is a predicted model, not a curated record. Gene Ontology annotation, molecular function: transcription coregulator activity; transcription factor binding. The coding region runs from base 22 to 603 and encodes 193 amino acids. Gene Ontology annotation, cellular component: mediator complex. The transcript has 4 exons.
AAGCCGUAGUUGCUAGGGAAGAUGGCGGCCCCCCAGCAGCCGCAGCAGGCCCCGGCGCAGGCCCCGGCGCCCGGGCCGCAGCUCACGCUCCAGGCGGGCCCGGGGCAGCAGCCCCAGCUGCAGACUCAGGCGGCCGCGCAGGCCCAGGCCCAGGCCGCCGCGCAGGCGCAGGACUUCGACCCCGUGCAGCGCUACAAGAUGCUGAUCCCGCAGCUGAAGGAGAGUCUGCAGAACCUGAUGAAAAUCGCGGCUCAGAAUCUCAUCCAGAACACGAACAUCGAUAACGGGCAGAAAAGCAACGACGGGUUGGUGCAGCGCUUCGACAAGAGCCUGGAGGAGUUCUACGCCCUGUGCGACCAGCUGGAGCUUUGCCUGCGGCUGGCCUACGAAUGCCUGUCCCAGAGCUUCGACAGCACCAAGCAUUCCCCCAACCUGGUGCCGACGGCCACCAAACCCGAUGCGGUGCAGACCGAGAGCCUGCCGUACACCCAGUACCUGAGCAUGAUCAAAUCCCAGAUCUCCUGCGCCAAGGACAUCCACAAUGCCCUGCUGGAGUGCUCCAACAAGAUCACCGGCAAGAUCCCCGCCCAAGGGGGGCCAUAGCCCACAGCGCUGGCACAGUUGUUGCUCCUGCUCGGCAGCCGGCGUGGUUUGAAGGAGACUUGGAUCGUUUCCAGGCCGGCACUGUGUCAGCCGGUGAAACUUUACAAACUUGCAUCUGACCCACGGCCUGUCUCAGGUCCUCUGAAUUCCCUGCCUGGGUAGAUGGUCUCGUUUGUAUCGAGAGUGAAAUGAACGUCCCUGGUCCGCUUUCUCCUCUAACUCCCUCUGGUCUUACUCCUUCCCUCCCCUCCCAGUUCUCAUGUUCCCUCCUUUCCCCCUCACCUUUCUCACAUCUCCUAGGCCUGAUCCUCAGCUGCCAUCAGACCUUCGCCGAACUCACUGUUGCGACGCUAGCCUAUGCCACCCGGUGGCUUGGCCCACGUACAUUCGGAACGCAUUAGCCCUGCUAAAACUGACUCACCUAGCACAGGAUCUACUUGCCGAAGUCUCCCUUGCCAGGGCCUAAGCCCCCUCCACUCCCCUUUGACUUCAGGAGGGGUCGAGGAGACCUGAGAUUGUGCUGCUAAUGAAGUGAGGAGGAUCAGACAGAAUCUUUCUCUGCCAUCAAAUUAAAACUUCCCCCCACCCCAGGUGAAUGGGCUGGAUUGUAGCUUUCCAGGUUGGUGGGUGUAUUAUUUAUUUUCCUUAAACAGUAACCCUGUCAAAGAAAUGCCAUUGAGUUAAAACAAGCCCCGGUGUUAAUUUCCUCCUGCCAUCACAGUGACUUUACCUCACUGUAACCCUUCUGUCCUUUGAGACAUUUCUCUCCUGACCUGCGUGGAGCGAGAGGGGAAUCGGACUCCAGCUCAUUUCAAGCUUGUUAAUGAUAACGCCUUUGAUCCUUUAAAACAGAGGGCUGGCCUGUGAUUCCGUUCACACCAGCGUAAAGCAGAAGUAACGAACAGAAUUAUCUCUGCGUCAGACUGGCAUAAAACCUAAAGGAGAAUCAGAUCCAAAGAGUGAAUUAAAGCAAAACAACUUUGA